CGUCCGGGUGCCUGGGCGCUAAAUAGAAACCGUCGCAGUCAAGAAUAAUGGUGUCAGAGAAAGAGACAGCAAGGAUCCGCAGAUUUGUGUGUCGGCAGCUCGAUAAUGAGCCAGACUUAAGCACACUGACCUUAGGAAUUUUAAAACAGCGAUAUUUGGCACGUGAGGGAUGUGAAACAUUAAGUCCAGAGGCCAAACAUUUCAUGAAACAGGUGGUUAAAGAAGAACUGAUGAAAAUGCAGGAAAAUGACCAAAAUGGAUGUGAGUUGGAGACAAAGAUGCCCCAAAAUAAAAGGAAGAGAGAAAAGGAAAAUGACGAGGUGAUAAGUGAGGGUGAAGAUGAAUCCCGUGCAAAGAAAUCCCGUCGUCAGUUAAACUCAUCAUCAGAAUCCGAGGAUAAAGAGGACCGCAAAACAGGAAGUGAGGAGAGUGAAGAGGAAGAGCAAAUUAAAACUGGAUCCGAGGAUGAAGAGGUAGAGGUGAAAAAAUCAAAUGAGAAGAGCAAACGGCAGAUAAACAGUGAAGAUUCAGCAGGUGAGGAAAAGAAUGAGUCAGAAACGAGUGGGAGUGAGAGAAGCUGUGCUGACAGUCCAAAAGAAAAGGUAAAAAAGAAACCACAUACUACAAAGAACGGAGCGAUAACGAGCAGUAAUACGAGUCGAGGAAAGAAAACACCACAGAGUGACGAAGAGGAUGAAGAUGACUCAGAUAACGGGUCGGAAAAGAGUGACAAGAACAAUGAGAAUGAGUCCGCCGCUGACAGUGAAAAAGAAGAAAAAGUCUCAGUGGAAAAGAAAACGAACGAGUCAGAUUCGGAUUCAUCAUCACUCCCCUCUCUGGAUGAACAGGACAGUGGGACAGAAAAUAAGAAAGAUACUGAAAAGAAGAAAACUGUGAAAACAAAGGAGAGCUCGAAAAGUCAAAAGGAAGAAAACAAAGCAGUUGUGAGGCUCAAACGCUACAUUUCUCUCUGUGGCGUGAGACAUAAUUACAAGAAGCUUCUCCAAGACUGUCGCUCCGUUCGUUCCAUGGUGGCUGUUCUGAAGAGGGAGCUUGAGGAUCUUGGUGUCCAAGGUAAUCCAUCUAUUAUGAAAUGCAAAAAAAUCAGAAUGAAGAGAGAAGAAGCUCGGGAACUGGCUGAGCUUGAUGUCAGCAACAUCAUUGCCACACAAGGUCGUCCUAAACGGCGAGGAGCCUCAGCAUGGCAGAAACAAGAAGACCCUCCAUCCUCCGCAUAUCAGCGCUCUUUGAACUCCGGCUCUGAUAGUGAUCAGGAAAAUACAAACAGAGGGCGCAGAAGAGCAACAGACUGGUCUAACCUGCAGGGAAUCAUCAGUGAUGAUGCUGACAGCGACUGACAGGGACAGUUCUUCUUCCAGGUGUUCAGAUGCCACUCGGAUAUAGACAUUCCUUUUCCUCUGUUCAAGUGGGGCUUUGUCUUGUAUAUGUUGUUUUGAUACUAAAUAUUUACAAAACAUUAUGCGAGAAAAUUGAUACAUCAUUUUUUUUUUUUACAGAAAAUAAUGGAAAAUGAUG
Thunnus maccoyii (southern bluefin tuna) is the source of this 1536-nucleotide messenger RNA. RefSeq names its product HIRA interacting protein 3 (gene hirip3). Lineage: Eukaryota; Metazoa; Chordata; Actinopteri; Scombriformes; Scombridae. Gene Ontology annotation, cellular component: nucleus. The transcript has 8 exons. The record is from RefSeq and is a predicted model, not a curated record. Bases 48 to 1358 code for a protein of 436 amino acids.